Musca domestica (house fly) is the source of this 963-nucleotide messenger RNA. RefSeq lists its product as uncharacterized. NCBI's taxonomy places the organism in Eukaryota, Metazoa, Arthropoda, Insecta, Diptera, Muscidae. The transcript has a single exon. The record is from RefSeq and is a predicted model, not a curated record. The coding region runs from base 1 to 963 and encodes 320 amino acids.
AUGAGUGUGGAACAGCAUCAUCAGCAACAAAAGCAGCAGCAGCAACAACAGCAAUUGACGGCUAUUGAAUUAACCAAACCCAAUAAUAACAAUAACAACACCAACAACAUUUCAGCAAACGCCAAUUCCAACAGCAACAAUGGCAAUGGCAAUAAUAUCCAUUGCAAAACAAAUAAUGAUCUGCUAAAACACAAUAAUGAUGUUGUUAAUUUGCACAAAGCCAAAGAAGAGCUAUUGGAAAAAUCCACCUCUACAUCGGCUGGCGGCAUACCAAAUAACAAACAAAAUGGUCAACAUUAUAAUGCGGAGACCAAUGGUGGGGAGCACCUAAAAGUUGCCAAUGACAAAAGAGAAAAAUCCCUGCUCGACGAAGCGAAUACCAUCAUUGACAGCCAUGAGGAGAAAAGUGAAAAUGAAAUUUCCCAACAGCAAAAACAUGGAGAAAAUGAAAACAACGAGGCUGGCGAUGAGGAUGAUGAAGAUGAUGAGCCUAGCUUAAAUACGGCCUGUAUUAUAAAAUCUCCAUUAAACAAAACCCUACUCAAGAAAUGCACCCCCAAUGGUAAUGGUAAUUUAAGUCCCUUAGCCUUGAACACCAGUGCCAGCAGCCACACCUGUUGCUGUGACCAUGAGGAGGAAACCUCAUCUCCCAAUGUCCAUGAAAGCUCAACACUUGAAGAUUUAAGUUCUACAGCGGCCAGUGGUGGCGGCCAUGACAAGCCACCGGCGCACUUUGAUCCUUUUACCAAAAUUCCCAUACCCACGACAUCAUCAAUGCCAACAACAACCACCACCACCAACAACACAUCGGCCACUCCUUCGAAUGCAAAUCAAACCAAUAUUAAGUGUACAAAAUGCAAUAACAACAACAACAUACAUUACAACAACUACAAUUGUUAUUAUCGCAAGAAAGCGGCACGUUUGAAACCAUCAAUAUGUCGUAAGAAUUGUUGUUUUUGCUAA